Messenger RNA from Helianthus annuus (common sunflower), 830 nucleotides. Its product is annotated as CASP-like protein 5B1. The transcript is spliced from 3 exons. Lineage: Eukaryota; Viridiplantae; Streptophyta; Magnoliopsida; Asterales; Asteraceae. Bases 238 to 705 code for a protein of 155 amino acids. Gene Ontology annotation, cellular component: membrane. The record is from RefSeq and is a predicted model, not a curated record.
UGUUUGGUGUAAUAUGAUUUCCGUAUGCAACUAAAAUCCCCCCAAAUUGCUCAUUUAUAUGUACAAAAUCCACAUGUAAAGUCAUCAGUACGAAAUCACAACUGUAAUCACCGUAAGAAGAGAAUCAAUUUCUCGUGAAAAACCUAAUUUCUGCGUUGGAUCUGAUUCUCAUAUCUUCAUCACCGAUGUAGAAAACAUUUGUUCUUUCAGGCAUAAAAAAAACAUAGUGAUUGAGGGAUGAAGCCAUGGUUUGGGAGCCCAGGGGUGACUAGCGGCCUUAUGUUGAGGAUUUUACAGUGUUUAUUUGCUUCUGCUUCUAUUGCUACUAUGGCUUUUUCUACUGGUUUUUCUACCGCCACUUCUUUCUGCUUUCUAAUUUCAGCUAUGGGACUACAAGUUUUAUGGAGUUUUGGGCUUGCAUGUCUUGAUAUUCAUGCUCUAAGAGUAAAGAAAGAUCUGCAGACUCCAAUCUUAUUAAGCCUUGUUGUCGUCGGUGACUGGGUGACUGCUCUUCUAGCACUUGCAGCUGCAUCCUCGUCGGCUGGAGUGAUGGUUCUGUAUGCAAGAGACGCGGAUAUAUGCAAGUUAGACCCUAAACUUUCGUGUCACUUGUUCCAGAUUUCUAUAGCUUUCGCUUUCUUUGCAUGGUUUUUGGUUGUUAUCUCUUCUCACACAAUUCUUUGGUUGUUGGCCUCACUUUCAUGAGUUACAUUGGCUGCAAAUAUAGUGGCUUUUUACAAUGAACUCUCUUUUUUGGGUUCGAUUUCUUUGCCUUUUUUUUUGUUUUUUUUUAUUCGCCUUUAUACAAUGAAGGGUUAGUUACAGUUAAA